Penaeus vannamei (Pacific white shrimp) is the source of this 2301-nucleotide messenger RNA. The record is from RefSeq and is a predicted model, not a curated record. Lineage: Eukaryota; Metazoa; Arthropoda; Malacostraca; Decapoda; Penaeidae.
AUGUUGACAUCACCAAUUAUGAUGCGCAUUAUCGGCACACUCUUGGAAAAGAGAGAUGAAGAGUCCCUUGAGUGCCUAUGUAAAUUGCUUACUACAAUUGGCAAGCUCUUGGAAACACAGUGCAACCAGCAACCAAAGGCAAUGCAAGAAUUGGAAAAAACAUUUUGCACAGAUGGAGAAAAUAGUGAACGACCGCUUAACAAUAGCCGUGUUAGGUUCCUAAUGAUGGAUGUAAUUGACUUGCGGCGAAACAAGUGGAUUCCUAGAAGAGAAGACAACAAGCCCAAAACCAAGGCUCAGGUCCAUGAGGAAGCAAAGAGAGAGGAGAUUGAGCAGCAGAUUGCCCUUGCUUCUACUCCUAACCGAAGAGAUGAGAGGAGAGAUGACAGGGACCGUAAACGGAGCCGUGAUAACCGUGGUCCUCCUAUGUCUGAGGAUGGAUGGAAUACAGUUGCAUCCACCAAGAACAGGGCAUCCUUUGACUCUUCUCGCCUCAAAAAUACCUUCAUUAAUAGGCCGGGAGCAGCUGAGGGCAAGGAAGUAACAUUGAGAGGUACAGGAUUCAGCAAUUGGGCACGUGGCAGCUCAGGGGGUGGCUUGAAGGACCACGAUGAAACAAAGCAAGAAAGUAAUAGGUUUAAUGUGCUGGGAGAUAGUAUGGGUAAUAACACUCUACUUAAUGAUAAUAGAAGAGGAGUCCCUUCAUCAAUGGGUGGAAACAGACUGGCUCCUGGAGGAGGGCCACCAAGGCAAGGGGUCUUUAGCAGUAAGAGUAUGCCACCUCCUUCCAAUGACAAGGAAAGUGCCUUGUCUGCAGUCAAGAAGUUUGUUGGCCCUGACCGAAGCAAAUCUACUAGUCGUCCAGAAUCAAGGGAUAACUCAGUGCCUAGGGAAACUGGUGAAUCUCUAAAGGGUUCUCCAAAUAUGGAUUCAGCAACUGCUGAAAAGUUUGCCAUUGCAAUCAUUGAGGAAUUCACCCACAAUAAUGAUCCUGAUAUCGUGAUUCAACAAAGAGGAGGAUGGUUGGACAGUUUUUACCAUGACCUCAUUGUUGAAAAACUCCUCUCAGUUGAUCAGUUCCUAGAAGGUGGCCAAGAAACUCUGUCAAUGACAGAAGAUUUUGCAAUUGAUAUUCCUCAAGUGUGUGAUUACUUUGGUGAAAUAUUUGCUCCUUGCCUGAAUGACAAUGCAGUUUCGCUUCAACGACUCUGGGAUUUAUCAAGAUUUGCUGAAAAUAAGAGUGCUGAUGUCUUUGCCAGUAUAUUAGCCAAGGCUGCUAAGAUUAUUAGUCCCAAUAAGGUAGCCGAUCUCUGGAAUUCAUCAGGACUAUGUUGGUCUAGUAUAGUUCCUCCUGGUGCCAAUGUUGAGGAGUUCCUUGCCAAGCGUCAUGUGGAGUUCACAGUUGACCGUAGCAAGUCCGGAAAUCAAGGUGGAUGGAACCCUCAGAAGGUUGAGGCUGAGAUUAUUAGGUUGUUUAAGAGAGCAACUAAUGAAGAAAUUUUCAGCUGGAUUGAUGCAAAUAUUGGAAAAGAUGUUAAGAGCAGCAAAUUCAUACGUGCCUUGGUGACCGCCUUAGUGGAAAGUCAAGCUAUGACUUCCAAUGAUGGUUCCUCAAUUCGUGUUACUGAAGACUUUGAGGAGAAAAUGAAGAAACGUUUGGCUGUGGUGCUCAAAUAUGUGGACAGCAGUGACAAGUUAGAACUACAGUGUAUUUAUGCUCUACAAGCUAUCAGUGUGAAGCAUCAACAUCCCCCAGGUCUUCUAGAAAAGUGUUUUAAUGCCUUCUAUGACACUGAAGUCGUGUCUGAAGAGGCCUUUGAAGAGUGGGCAAAGUUCUGGACCCAGAGGAGCAGGAGGGAAAAGGAGUCUGUGUUAACCUUGUUAAGGGCUUCAUGCGAUGGUUAAAAGAAGCUAAGUAGAAGAAGGAGAAACUCAUACCUAAGCUCCUUUUUAAAUAUGAACCCUAUAAUCUUCCCUCAGUAGCUGCCCACUAUACCAGGUCAAGUUCUUUUGUAACUGAUGGACGCGGAUAUAUAUAUAGGAAAUGUGAGCAAAGAUGAAGUGAAGAUGGAGCCAAAGCCAGAUAUAAUUGCGCCACAAUCUAGUGAAGUGUUGAGCCUGGCAGAAGAGGCAGAUGCUGCUAUAUAUACACCCACCCUUUUCCCCUUAAAGUGAUGGGGUGCCACUGGCUGGAGCUCGGACUGUUCCCUGUUGUCUCGCUCUCGGAAGGAGAGAGAGCCACACAGCAGGCAAGACCUGAGUGAUGGCUGGAGCAUGAGGUGGACUCGGACUUAGUAAUGC